Messenger RNA from Zootermopsis nevadensis, 1761 nucleotides. It is a transcript of the gene mah, whose product is annotated as solute carrier family member mahogany. NCBI's taxonomy places the organism in Eukaryota, Metazoa, Arthropoda, Insecta, Blattodea, Termopsidae. The record is from RefSeq and is a predicted model, not a curated record. Gene Ontology annotation, biological process: amino acid transmembrane transport. Gene Ontology annotation, molecular function: L-amino acid transmembrane transporter activity. Gene Ontology annotation, cellular component: vacuolar membrane.
UUGACGACAUUAGGGCGCGCAUUGCAGUUUAAUGUCAUUCGUGUACAACGUGUGAAGUAGUGCGGUAAAAUCUAGUUCUGUGAGCUACACAUAGUUGGAUUGUUAUGAUGAAUGGAAGAAGAAAGUAUACAGAUUACUGUCAUUUAGAUAAUUCCAUAGAUUUCGGCGAAAAGCGAAGCAUUUCCGGUGAAGUAAAUUUUACUCACGAAGAGGAAUCCAUUGCCCUGAAACAUGGAAACAGUUCAUCUAUUUAUUCUUCCACCAAGGGACAUACAGGACUUGGUGUCCUUUCAGCAGCCAUUUUUAUUGCAGGUGAAAUGGCUGGUAGUGGCGUUUUGGCUUUGCCUCGAGCAGUUGUUGAUUCUGGCUGGAUUGGACUGGUUCUGAUUGUGUAUUUCUGCAUAAAUGCGGGCUAUGGAGGAACAAGGCUAGGAGCGUGUUGGGCCAUUCUAGAGGAACGGUACCCAGAAUACAGAAGCCCUGUAAGAAAUCCGUAUUCUACAAUUGCUUAUAGAGCAGUGGGAAGAUGGGGCAGUUUGUUGGUGUCAGGAUGCAUUCAGUUCACACUUUUUGGGGCUGGCACAGUAUACCUGCUUCUUUCAUCGCAAAUCAUUCACGAACUUAUUGAAAAUAUAAUACCAGAUGUUGGAUUCUGCAUUUGGUUUUUAAUCAUUGCUGCAUUACUCUGCCCUGUCAUGUGGUUGGGAACGCCCAAAGAUUUCAGUCUGGUGGGUAUUGGUGCAAUUGUGACAACAGCAUUUGCUUGUAUCUUCAUCUUUGCACAGAUUGUCUUGGAUGGAUCACAUUUAAUUGAACCUGUGAAACAUGAUCCCCAUGGUUUUAGAAGUUUCUUUCUUGCCUUUGGAACCAUCCUAUUUGCAUUUGGUGGAGCAUCUACAUUUCCAACCAUUCAAAAUGAUAUGGUACAGAAGAACAAAUUCUCCGUUAGUGUUGUUAUUGGCUUCUCAGUUAUACUGAUUUUAUACCUGCCAGUGGCUGCUGCUGGCUACUUUGUCUACGGCGAAGCAGUAAAUUCGAACAUUGUGCUGUCAGUGAAAAACACAAGUUUGGUGAUGGCAGCAAACAUGCUUUUAGCUAUGCAUUUGGUCUUGGCAUUUAUUAUAAUCAUUAAUCCAGUGUGUCAAGAACUAGAAGAGAUUUUUGAAGUCCCGCAUAAAUUCCAUUGGAAACGAUGCUUAGUUCGGACAGGAAUGGUGUGUGUAAUGGUAUUAGUUGGUGAAAGCAUUCCAGAAUUUGGGAAAAUAUUAUCGUUAGUUGGCGGUUCUACUAUCACUCUUCUUACAUUUGUGUUUCCAUCUUUCUUUUAUAUGAGAUUAUGUGACCAGGAAAAGCAGCAGAAUUGGCCUGACAGGAACAUACCGGCAUACAUCCGGGUCUACCUGUGGGAACUAAUACUUAUAGGUUUUGUUGGUGGCUCAGCAUCCACAUACAGUGCAAUUCUGGAGAUAUUUGGAGAAUAUUCAGUGACAAAACCAUGUUUCUUUAAUUGAUUUUUAUUCAUUCAUAGUUAUUAUUGAUUAAUUUAAAACAAUCUGUUAUGUGUAAUGAGAACAUACAGUGUGCUGGUAUAACUUACUUUGAUAAUGGCAUAUAACUUCCUGUCUUUGCAGUGUAGUAUUUUUUUGUCAAAGUGACUCCAUUUGUCAUGUACUCAAAUAACAAUUCUUCAACUUAAAAAAAGUAGCAUUAUGAGCUUUCAGAAGGUCAUGAAUCCUAUUAAUAAACCAGUAUGCCCUAAUA